CAACGGAGCCGCCACAAGCGCAACUUUAGCCACCGACAGGAAGCGAAACACGGGAGGAGCCGAGCGGCUGCGCACUAUAAGACAGAGGAGCGAUAUAUUCAGCGCCAGUUCAUCUGAUCGCGACACCCACGGCUUUAACAGAAUGAUGCUGCAGCACUCCGGUCCCUCGCUGGCUGACAUCAGCUGCUCCGCCUUGGUCCCCUGCCUCUCCCCGCCAGGCACGCUCACCCUGGACGACUUCACCAACUUCACACCCAUCGUGAAAGAGGAGCUCCGGCUGGCCAUCCAGACCAAGCGGCUGUCCAACGGCCUCAGCGCUGACAUGAGCUCCGACGGCGCCAGCUCCAGCUCAGACCGAGCUUCCGAAAGGCCUGCAUGCGGGGCUGGAAGCAAGAGAGAGGCAACACCUGAAGAGUACGAGAGGAGGAAGAGGAGGAGAGAGAGGAAUAAAAUCGCUGCAGCCAAGUGCCGCAACAAGAAGAAGGAGAAGACAGAAUGCUUGCAAAAGGAGUCGGAGAAACUGGAGAGCGUCAACGCCGACCUGAAAGCUCAGAUCGAGGAGCUGAAGCAGCAGAAGCAACAGCUGGUCUACAUGCUCAACCUGCACCGGCCGACCUGCAUCGUCCGAGCCCAGAACGGCCAGACGCCCGAGGACGAGAGGAACCUUUUCAUCCAGCACAUCAAGGAGAGCACCUUACAACUCCACAACCUCACCUCCUCCUCCUCCACGUCCACCUCCACAGUAGUGCCGCUGGACGCAGGACUUCUGACCCUCGAUCACAUUCAGUGUCCCAGUCAUCUAUGAGCGAUCGCUUGUUUUUGUCACUUUUCCAAGACUUGUCAAUUCUCCCACCGUCUGCCGUCGACGUAGCACAGACUGAUGAGCGGCAGGUUGAGUUGCCACAUAGACUUAUGACCUGACAGUGAAAUAUGACCACCUUCUGGGUCUCAUUCAAGCUGCUAGAGAGAGUGAGAGUGGUAGAAAGUGGCUUCAGCGCGCUCCCACUCCUUGAAUCCGUAGCUGCUGAUCGGAUGGGAUGUGACAUGCAAUGGACAGCACCUUGAUAUGCACCAUGUAUUUUGUUCAUUACAGUCAGGGCUAAGGUACAGAUCCUAAAGGCCUAAUGACAAAAACAGCUCUCUUUUUUUAACAUGUACUGGUAUUUUGAGUAGUCGAGGGUCUGGUUUAGUGUCUGAUUUUUGUACCAAAGUGUGUUUUCAAGGUGAUCCGGCACAUAAUGUAACUGUUCACCCACAAAGAAAGCAGAUGCAGAUUGACCGUGUGAGUGUGUACAGACGUUUGACUGUUUGAGCUGCAAGUCACUGACUUUAAAAAGGCGUUGUUUGUGCUUACAGUAUGAAAAAUAGUAUAUUUAUUAAAUGACUGCUGUAUGAUAUGUUGUUGCCGUAUCGACCCUGUCUGCUUGUCCUUUUUACAACGUGAAUUACUAAACCUGCUGCUACCACUAACCACUCAGGACCUACGCAGGCUGUAGAAGUUCAUCAUGUUUUUGUUGUUUUUUUGUUUGUUUUUUUUUACUAAUUUAAGACUACACGUCAGGUUGUUUGCUGUUAAACAGAAAGGAGUAGCAGUCACAAAAGGGAAAAGUACUUUGCAGACAGGGUUCAGGAAUAAUUCUGCACUUAAGGAAAUAUCCGAGUACAAAUUGCAAUAUAAUCAUGUAUGCCGAUGAUAUGUUACUUUUCCUGUGGAUCUGAUAUUCGCUGGUGAACAAAGCUGUCCAAAAAAUUUAAUACUGUAUAUUAUUAUAUAUUAUGUACACUUUAUUUAUCACUGCGUUCCCUCUUAAAGUUAACUGAUCUAGUGUUGUUUCUUUUUUUUUUUUUUUUUUACAUCUUCUGUGACGAUGAAGCUACAUGAACAUUAGUGUUAUUUUUCAGGUGUGUCGUUUUCUACCUAAAAAAAUCUUGUACAUUGUAUUGACUGCGCAUUAACUCUGUGCUGCUGUAUGUAAACACCGGAUGCCUCCUUUGGUCUCAACAGAGCAAAGCAAAAAAGAUUGUUAUUUUUUAAAAAAAAAUGUAUUUAUUAACAACACUUUGGUUUGGAUGUUGUGUUCAUUAGAUGUCAUUAGCCAGAUAUCAGAAGUGUUGCGUCAGCUCACUGCUCGCCCUCUAACACGCCAGACUCUGAGGUUAUGCAAUGAAAUGACAUAUUAGUGAGUGUUAACCAGUAUCCAGGCUUGACCAUGCUGCCAAAUAUGAGUCCCUCCUCCCACUCCCUUUUCCAUUCUCUGACCAUUUAAGCAUAGAUUUAAAUGAUCCUUUAAAGGAAAUGUGGUUUAUUGAGCAAACAGAAGCAGAGACAGUACAUUUAUCAAGAGCUUAUUGGGUAUUUUCUUUGGAAAUACUAAGAACAUAAUCAAUCUAAAGUGCUCUAUCAGUGAGCAAUCUUUUUUUUUUAAUCUUUUUCUAAGACAAAGUGGAAACUCUGGCUAUCAGUGUUUGAAUAAUUGUCACACUUGACCAAGCUUUACAUAUGUAAGAAACACCUAAACAGAGAAAGAAGGGUAGUAUUUUAGGAUUUUUCAACAGCACAUUAUGUUUGUUCUUGGUGUGGACUGAAGUUUUUAGUUACAGAGAAGAGGGUUUAUUGUGUUUUUUUAUGUGAGGAAAAAAACUUUGAGAGUCACACUGUUAAAGGGACGCAGGCGUCUGUGUGUGGUCAUAGUGUAUGUGUUGUCCCAAUGCUAGUCUAGACUAGAUAUCUAUUGAGCACUGAGUUGGACUCCUAUGUAUUCUAAUGUGCCUAUCUCACCUACUGGAGGCUGUAAUGUUUUCUUUAGCUGCUUCCCUACCGCAGCACCAUAGCCUGAAUGAAUAAACUGUAGGAUGUCAGGUACAACUGCACUGCUACUACCACUGUGUACUUCCAUCCUUGUGAUCUGUCGAGUUUUGUUUUUGAUACUUUGUUAAUUAAAAAUGCGUAAAUGAU
This is a messenger RNA of Acanthochromis polyacanthus (spiny chromis), 2956 nucleotides long. RefSeq names its product activating transcription factor 3 (gene atf3). Gene Ontology annotation, cellular component: nucleus. Gene Ontology annotation, biological process: regulation of transcription by RNA polymerase II. Lineage: Eukaryota; Metazoa; Chordata; Actinopteri; Pomacentridae. The transcript is spliced from 4 exons. Gene Ontology annotation, molecular function: RNA polymerase II cis-regulatory region sequence-specific DNA binding; DNA-binding transcription factor activity, RNA polymerase II-specific. Bases 143 to 805 code for a protein of 220 amino acids. The record is from RefSeq and is a predicted model, not a curated record.